AUGCGUGACAACCACGGCCAGCGAGUGCUCGCCUCGCCUUCCACCGCCAAGACCAAGAAGCCGGACAUCCUGUUGCUGAUGCGACAGCUGCCCGACACCAAUCUGCAAGACAGCGAGCUGCUUGCCCCUGGGAGGAGCUGGUCGCCACCGGGCGCAGAGGAGCCGGUCGCCGCUGACCCGAAGGAGUUGAGCGCAGCGGAGGAGCCGAGCGCAACGAAGGCGCCAAGUCCCACGAAGACGUCGCCGGACGAAGGAACAUCGCGCGAAGGGGCUGCUCGUUACCGGGGGCUGAGCAGGAAGAAGGAGCAGAGCAGCGAGGAAGAAGAAGGAGCAGAACAUGAAGAAGGAACUGAUCAGGAAGGAGGAGCGGAGCAGGAAGAAGAAGCAGGCCGGCAAGGCCUAGCAGAACGGGAAGGAGGGGCUGAGCUCUACAGACCAGGAGGUGCUGAGCAGAGAGGAGGCGUGGAGCGCCAUGAUGGAGCAGAGGUGUGA
Molecule: messenger RNA, 492 nt
Organism: Phytophthora sojae
Lineage: Eukaryota; Oomycota; Peronosporomycetes; Peronosporales; Peronosporaceae
Exons: 4
Coding region: 1-492 (163 amino acids)
Source: RefSeq, a predicted model, not a curated record